AGUCGAAGUAUCGAGUGGGGCUCCCAUGCUGACUUGUAUAAAAAGGAGCUUCAAGACAUCCGCGAAGCUUCAGUCCUCAUAUCAAGGAACAGCAUCUAUCAUGAGGGCAUUCAUAAUCCUGGCCCUCGCCGCGAUGGCGAUGGCGCGGCCAGAAGCCGGAUACUCUUAUAGCCAGCCAAGCAGUAGCUACGGUGCUCCUUCCGGUGGAUAUUCGCUCGUCGGUGGUGUUGGUGGUAUUAGUGGUAUCAGUGGCAUCUCAGCGGGGCGUCCCAGCGCAGGUUUCGGCGCAGGCGGUGGUGGUUCCGGCGCGGGCGGUGGUUUCGGUGGUGUCGAGACAGCCUCGUUCAGAGCUAAUGCUAACAGAGGUGCUGAUAGCAUUAUCGGCGGUGUCGGCACUGGAGGUAUCGCCGGUAGAGCUAAUGCGGAGGCGGCAGCUGGAUUUGGUUCUGCCACUCAGAUUGUUAGAAAUAUCUAUGUUUACGGACCAUCUAAAGAUCUUGAGCCUACCGCAGGCCGCGGCGCGGGAGCUGCAAUCGUUCCACCACAGAAACACUAUAAGAUCGUCUUCAUCAAGGCACCUACUCCACCAACUCCGACCGUUCCGGUGAUCCCGGUGCAGCAACAAGAUGAGCAGAAAACACUUAUCUACGUUUUGGUCAAGAAACCCGAGGAGGCGCCCGAAAUCAAUCUGCCUACCAUAACGCCCACACAGCCCAGCAAACCGGAAGUCUACUUUAUCAAAUACAAGACUCAGAAGGAAGUCACUGGUGGCAUCGGACCAAGACCCAGGCCGAGUUAUGGGGUACCCGAUGAAUCCGGACCAUACUAGUCAAUUCACCGCUACCCCCAUCGCGACUGUUCCGUCCUACCCUCCCGUUCAUCACACACGUACACGCACUCCGUUCACAUACAUCUAACAUGAUCAACGAUAAUAAUACUUACCGUAUUGACGUAUCACUGUUAUAUGCGCGAUCGCCAAGAAAAGAAGUUGUCAACAAAAUUGAAGACGGCGAUGAUGAUAACGUGUUGAAUACGAUAACGACGACGACGAUGAUGACGAUGAUGAUGAUGAAGAUGAUGGCAAUGAUGAGAAGAACGAUGAUAUCUAUCACAACGACGACCAUUAUAAUGAUGAUGACGAUGAUGAAGAUGAUGAUAAUGAUGAUGAUGAUGAUGAUGAUGGUGUUUUUUUAUGACGACUAGAGCGAAGGAGAGAUAUUUUUUAUUCUUAUUUUUUGCAAGAAAACGGUGGCGAAAUAAACCUUUUUUUAUGUAUUUUUAUAUAAAACUA
Molecule: messenger RNA, 1291 nt
Organism: Acromyrmex echinatior (Panamanian leafcutter ant)
Lineage: Eukaryota; Metazoa; Arthropoda; Insecta; Hymenoptera; Formicidae
Biological process (GO): chitin-based cuticle development
Cellular component (GO): chitin-based extracellular matrix
Molecular function (GO): structural constituent of chitin-based larval cuticle
Source: RefSeq, a predicted model, not a curated record